AUGGAGCUUCGUGGCAAGGAUAGCAGCUCGGAAAUCCACGUAUCGGAUGUUCUCUGUUGGGCAGUUUCCGAGACUUGGAUUGAAAUCAGACGCAGCAUACCUUUGUGGGCGGUCCAAGGUAGGCGCUUUGAGCGUCAACACAAGAUAUGGUGCGAUGUUCACAACAGAAAGUCCGGAGCCUUGAUCUCGUCCCAUGCCAAAGAAUUUCUAGAACCCGAAUGCCAGAGCCUCGAGCAACGAUAUAGCCCUGGAGCUGGGGAUAGCAUGACCAUCUGUGAAACAUCGGAUGUGAACGAGAAUUUGGAGAUGAUUGAAAAAAGGUGCCGGGAAUUCGAUAACCCCAACCUGGCAUCCGCAACGCUUCAGUAA
Molecule: messenger RNA, 369 nt
Organism: Aspergillus melleus
Lineage: Eukaryota; Fungi; Ascomycota; Eurotiomycetes; Eurotiales; Aspergillaceae
Exons: 1
Coding region: 1-369 (122 amino acids)
Source: RefSeq, a predicted model, not a curated record